Danio rerio (zebrafish) is the source of this 3318-nucleotide messenger RNA. NCBI's taxonomy places the organism in Eukaryota, Metazoa, Chordata, Actinopteri, Cypriniformes, Danionidae. The record is from RefSeq and is a predicted model, not a curated record.
ACCACGUGACAGAAACCGAAAAAGAUACAGCUACAUUUUCAAGAAAAUGAAAGUAAAUAAAAGUCCAUCCUAGAUUGGUCUAUGAGACAUGAGGAAGUAGAUUACCGAAGAAGAGAAAAAGAGUUUCUUUAUCCUCUUUCAACAACAUGGCCCAAAUAAAUGGAAAUCCAAACACUCAAAACGAAGAUGACUAUUCAGGAAAGAAACUCAAAGCUCUUCCCAGACAGCUGCUCCAGAGAGGUGCCGAUGCAGUAAAGGUGGAGCUACAGCGAAACCGACUCAGGCAAAUCACUGAUAUCUCACAACUUACAAACCUCAAAGAGCUCAACCUGAGCAGAAAUGAGAUCACCGACUUUCCUGUGGAGAUUAGAGCAUUACGCCAACUCAAGACACUUUAUUUGAAUCAGAACAAUAUCAAAACCAUCCCAGAAAAUGUCUUCCCGUCUUUGGAAAAACUGAAUUUCCUAAAGUUGAGCACCAAUCGGCUUGAAAAGCUACCCAGUGACAUUAGCAGAUGCCAAGAUCUAACCUAUCUGAACCUGUCCAACAACUGCCUGAAGGAUCUGUAUCCUCUUGUGGGACUCUCGCGCCUAAAAGAGCUGUAUAUUGAGAGGAAUCAGCUGGCAGAGCUACCAGACAGGCUUUUUCAAAACAGUAGCUUGAAUGUGUUUAAAGCUAAUGGCAAUCCUCUGAGAAAGCCGCCUGGAGAAGUCUGUGCUGGAGGAUUGAAAGAUAUUCAGAAUUACUUUGCUAUGCUUGAAGCAAAUGCCCCAGAUGUCUACACUGUGAAGACCAUGUUUCUGGGCAACUCCAUGGCAGGAAAAUCCACUCUGUGCCGCAGUCUAAAGGAGGGUUGCCCUGUGCAAGUGGCAGAGGCCGAUCGUACUGUAGGGAUUGAGAUCAGUGAAUUUACAGUGAGAGAUGGCAGUGAUAGCAUCCGUUUUUUAUUUUGGGACUUCGCUGGACAAGAGGAAUACUACAUCACACAUCAUGUAUUCAUCACUCCUCAAGCCUUUGUCAUUCUAGCCAUCAACCUUUCCAGUUACAAAAUGGAUGAAGCAACUUUCAAAGAGAACGUGGUCUUCUGGAUUACAAAUCUUCAGCUUCAAAUACCCGAUUCAGUGGUCCUGCUUGUGGGCACUCAUGUUGACCAGUGCCAGGAUGAGAAUGAGGUGAAAAAAAAGAAAGAGCAUAUCGAAGAGCAGGUUAAAAAAAUGCUUGACACACAUACAGUGAAUUUAGAGCAGCGGAGGAAGAACCUGCAGGAAGUGGAUGACCCGUCUUCGAACUCUGAGCAGAUAAAUCAGAUUGAAAGACUCACCGAGUACAAACUAAAGGUCCUCGAAUUGGUCCCCAUAGAUUGCACUAAACCGGCAGACAUCGACAAGCUUAAAACACGCAUCAAAGCUGAGGUUUUAAACAAAGAUACAUUCCCUAGCAUAGAACAAACAUUACCCAGAAGCUACUAUGAGGUGGAGAAUCAUAUCCAAGAGCUUCUGGAAAACGGUGACAUUCCUGAGCAUGGUGUUGUGAGUCAAGAUGUCCUCUUGUGUGAACUGAAGAACAGGCUAACCACACUAGACGAUGAUAAACUGAAAUUAAUUCUUCAGUAUCUUCAUCGAAUUGGCGUCAUCAUGUGGUACAAGGAAAUCCCCGAACUGCAGGAAUCUUUGUUUGUGAAACCAUCAUUCCUGAUCUCAUUGUUUAAGACUGUUGUGAGACAUGAUCUUGUCCAGGAGCUGAACAAGAUUUCCUCUGCGCAGCGGAAGUCAGAAAACGCCCUUGUGGUAGAUAAGAAAAGAUGGAUCAGGGACUAUGAAGAGAGAGCAUCCUUAAGCAAUGUGGCUAUUAGGAUCCUUGUGCGGACUGAGCUCGAGAAGAUCUAUGAAUCUGCAGAUAAAGAGCUCAUUGAAGAGGUGGUUGGGUCCAAAAACAAAGAGGGAAGUCUCCUAUCGCUGCUAAAACACUUUGAUGUAUGUCUGUCAACCAAACACAACAGCGGUCUCAAUCCAAAAGCCAACGAAUUCUGUCCGAAAAAAGAUUGGGUGCCCUCAAAUCCCACUGUAUAUGAGCUAGAUGCAUGUAUGUUCCCAAGUUUCCUGCCAGACAACAUGCAGGUGGAGCGAGAGUGGGGAUCUAACAGUUCAGAAGACCUCAACAUCCGGGUUUACCUUAUGCCUGAGAUACCACAUGGUUUCUUCCACAGGCUGGUCGUCAGGACUUGCUCCUUUUAUUCUCCAUUCUGGAUAGGAAAGGACCAGUGUAUGCUGUGCUGUGGUGAUAAACGUGUUCUGCUCAGAGAGCGGCGUUUUGACGAGGACCAGUUCAUUGAGAUACGCUGCAAAGAAAGUGCGCUUGAAACCUCAGAAGACAUUCAGAAAGCAUGGAAAGUGAUAAAAGAGAUCAUGAAACGUCUGGACAGGCUUAAAGAGCAGUGGCAAGGCUUGUGCCAGAAAGUGCACAGCCCCUGCAAAGCCCAGGACUGUGAGGAUUUCUUUGAAUGGACUGACUGGCAUGACUGGUUAGAAGAUUCAGAGACAAACAGGUUUAAUUUGGGACUAGAGGAAAAAACCACAUGCCGUAAUGGACACCAGCGAAGGACAGAGUUGCUGUUCCCCAGAACUCCUGAUGCCUAGGAUGGACAAUAAAUGAACCUUGAUUUGACUUCAUGGACAGAGUUUGACAUCCCUUCAUGGAUAGAGUUUGACAUCUCAGCUUUAAACAGUUUAAACCACUUUGUUUACAGAAUCAGCACAACAGCAGUGUAAAAUUUUCGAUAUGCACUUUGUGCAUAUGUUUAAUGCACUUUAUCUUGCUGAGAAAAGCAACAUAAACCAUCAUAGGUUUUUAAUGGUUAUAUAAUGAAAAUUAUAUUGGUUUUAAUGGAAAUUUGAAUGGUUUUUUGGGUCUUCACUGAUAAUUUUUACAUUUUAUUGAUGGCAUGUUAAAACCAGUAAAUUCUAAUGGAAUAUGUCCUAAAGCACAUGCAAAAGUACUACGUUUAAUGGUUAAAAUUUGAGGGUUUGCAAAAUUUCUUACAGCCAAAACUAUUACAGCUUCUGUUUUGUUCAGCAGGGAAUUUAUUUCAUAUUUUAUGAUUUCAUAUAUGGAGGUGUUUAAUAUUACUAAAGGGAAAACUCUCAGUCAAGAAUUGUUCAGUACGAGAUGUUGUCUUGUAAAUACAUGUUGUUGCCACUAGGGGGUGACAAUGUAUAUCUAUACGUUUACUGCUCACAGUCUGUUCACUCUGUGUUUAAAGCAGAACUGGCUUGAACCUGUAAAGGAUUGUUCAAUAAAGCUGUGAGAUUCCUCAAAGUC